GCACUGAGAAAUAAGGGGCAAGUGUUUGAAUAAAGCUUCGAUGGCUACUGGAGAAGACUCAGGGUUAGUGCCGUGGAUUCGCAAGAAACUCGGUUUCAAGACCCCAGCAGAGAGGAGAACGAGGCUGGACACUGUGCCAGAUACACCCAGGAGACUGGACACUGUGCCAGAUACACCCACUGUUCAGGAGCAGCUGGCCAGGGAUCUGUGGGAGGCUGUAUACAAUGAGGAUGUCAGCAAAGUGAGGUCCGUUUUGAAACAGGGGGCCAACCCCAAUCACCAGCUCUACUGGAAUGAGGAGUGGUGUGAUGUGUUUAAGAAGAAUAGACGCCCUCCAGUACACCAUGCAUGCUGGAGGGGCUACCUGGAGAUCACUAGAGCACUCGUUAGUGGUGGAGCUGAUAUAGAGAAAGGUAGUGAAGGAUUGGGCAUGACUGCAUUUCACUAUGCGUGUAUGGGAGGACAUAUGGAGACUGUGGUGUAUCUCUCACAAGAGUUGAAAUGCCGUAUUGAUGUGAGGGACAAGUUGGGCCGAACACCACUGCACAGUGCUUGUGCGGGAGGAAGUAUACAAGUAGUGAAAUACCUUGUUGAGGUACUCAAGGUUGAUGUUGAUGUGACUGAUGAUGAUGGCAGGACUCCUCUUGACCUGGCAGUAGAGUGGAGGUACACUGAAGUUAUUAAUUAUCUCCGGUCUCUACCACCCUCCACUCCUGAACCAGAUACUCCAAAUGGUUCCGAACAACUUCUUUCUAAUUCAAUUGUUGACAAGACCUCAUCAAUGACCUCUGACCCUCUGUCUGGUCAACAGACACCCAGUGCUGGCGAUGAACAACCAGAAACAACUGAUACUCAAAAUGAUUCCACACAACUUUCAACGGAUGACCAAACCUUGUCAAGCACUCCAUUGACUGAGGAAGACUCUGAUGCUCUAGAAAAGCUGCUCCUAGACAACAAAAUCUCUUUGACUGGUGAAAGGACAUAUGAGACAGUAGUUCACCACCUUCGUGAGCUCGGACAUAUGGAACUUGCAGCCAACCUGAGGGAAAACCUCGACAAAGUGAUUGGAGAGCAAAAGCGAUAUCUGAAGAAAUUAGACGAUCUGAUGACUGACAAAGACACUAUCUCCAUGCAGUACCUCCGCCUCCUUCUUGUCGGGCCACCAUUCGUGGGGAAAACAACAACUCUUGGCCGUUUACUGAAAGAUAUUGAAAACAUUAGUUCUGCUGGAGACAAGGCAAAGCUACGCAGUACGCUACUCACCAAUUGCCAUCAAGUGGUCGCCUACAUGAACAAAGAUGCCACAGAAUGGGUUUGUUCUAAAGAUGUAGAAGAGGAAGCAAAGAUCCUCUUUGGCUACAUGUACAGUAGCAAGGUCGAUGAAGUUCCGAGUGCUCCAACUGAGAAAAAGACAAAAACUGUCCCCGAAAGCGAAAAGCACACAAGCACACCCAAGCCACUUUCUCUUGAAAAGCCUCAGUCAAAGCCUCAAGAAGAAACACACUCUGAAAUACAAGAGAAUGCUCACCAACAAAACAGGCUCAUACCCAUCAAAGCUAGAUUACAAAAACUGAUAAAGAACGGAAACUACUCUGAAAUGGCCAAAUGUCUCGGCAACACCUUGCUAAACAUCAACGAUGUUGGAGGACAACCUGCCUUCCUAGAAAUGCUACCAGCCCUAUGUAAUGGUCCUGCCAUGUAUCUAGUGUUCUUGGAUCUAAGCAAGGAACUUGACGAACCCUACGAUAUUCCCUUCAGUCGUGACAACACAGUCAUUACUCCAUUCAAAGCUGCUCACACAGUGGAAGCCACCGUCUCUCAAAUCCUCUCAGCAGUUGCAAGUAUCCAUCACGUCUCUCGAGAAGAUGCCAAGUACAAAACCACCUCCAAAUUGAGCGAGACGUUUGAAAAGUUCCAACAAGUUUGUCCGGUAGCAGCUUUGAUUGGUACUCACGUGGACAAGCUGGAGAAUCCGAAAGAGAAAAUCAAGCAAGUCAACGAUGCUCUAAAAGCAACUACUCAAAAGUUUGCCGAGAUCCUUGUAUCACCUCCGCCAGAUUCUGAAUCUUCCUUUUUUGCCGUGGACAACUUUGCUGGAACGGAACAGUCUGACAUUGCCCCGAUUCGUGAUUUCCUGAGCGAUGUUUUUGCGUCUCAUUUCAAGGAUGCAUCUCUGCCCAUCAAACCGAAAUGGCUCCUACUGGGCACACUACUGCGGAUGGAGUACUCAAUCGUGUCGAUGGAAGACUGCCUGGAAAUCGGGAGAUUGUUAGAGAUGGAUGAAGAAGAUACCAAAUUCUGUCUUUGGUACCUACAGAAGAUUGGAUCCAUACUCUAUUACGGGAAUGUACCCAAUGAUAUCGAUGGCUGGCUAAGCAACCACAUGUUCUGCACCCCUGAAGUGAUCUUCACUAGCAUCAGCCAACUGAUCCUUGCUGCUUUACGCAUCCUCCAUUCUGAAGGUCACGUCACUGAAUUUGAGCGAGCGGAGUUGGUCAAGAUGGGGCAGUUUUCACUGGAGGCCAUUAUCAAGUACUGUAAUGGUCCUGAUGUUGCAAAACUGCUCAAGAAAGGAGAGAUUAUCCCAGCCAAGCAUCUCAUCAUACUGCUGCAAUAUCUCAACCUUUUGUCCGAAAUUGUUCGCAAAGAUGCCAAUGAUCCGAAGGUCACUCGAACCACAUACCUCAUGCCGGCUAUUUUGGACUGUGCUUCACAAGACGAGCUAGCCAACCCACCUCAACCAGACCCAGAACCACUCCAUAUCACAUUCAGCUUUGGUUACGUACCAACAGGAGUCUUCUGUGGGCUCAUCACUCGACUAGUUUCCCAAGGCCCUCAUGGAAUUCUCGGAUUGACAUGGGAAUUGGUGGAAGAUGGCGUCAAACGAAAUUGUGUUUCGUUUUUUGUCGAUGAUGUUCAUACGGUUACACUACUCUCCCACGAAAAGAGCUACGAAAUUCGAAUCUCUCGAGACGACCCUGACACCUCUCUUCAUGACCUCUGUGGAUAUGUGCUGGCAGCAAUCCUCUACACUCUCAAGUGCCUGUUCCAGCAUCUGGUUAUGCAUAUUGCAUUCCAAUGUCCCUGUUCCAAGGAUUGUACUGAACGCAGCGUCAACCAUCUGUGUGCUCUCUCUAGCAAAUCACGAAUCAGGUUUAUCUGUGAGGCUUCCAAGAAAGCAGUUGGUCUUAAAGCAGAACAGCAAGUCUGGCUAGGGAAGACUGUAAGUGUUGGUCAGAAGGCAAGCUUGUGUGUGCUCAAGUUUGUUAGAAAGUCUGUCGAUCAGUUCUCCUUUGAUUGGAGCAAAGUGGGAGAUGAUGACACAGCACCUGUUCUCAGCAAACCCAACACUGUGAGCUUCCAGAGUGUGAGAGAGGAAGACUUUGGUCACUACCAGUGUGAGGUGAAGGAUGCAGCUGCUGGGAAAGUGCUCCUCACUCUCUACACAGCUCUCUACAAAGAGGACACAAGUAAUGCAGUGACUCCACUAGCCACUCCACACACAACCACUCAGUCAGUUCAUGAGACGACAGCGACUGCAGCUCAGUUGAGUCGUGAGUGCUCGGAUAAAGCUCUUCUCCAGUUGUCUACUGAGAUUGCUGGCUAUGACAGAUACAAGUACAGGCUGGGCCUCAGUGAUGCUGAGAUUGGUGCUAUCGAUCGGAGUACUUCCAUCGUUGAUAACAUCCCAGGGAGGUUUCACGCUGCUCUAAAGAAGUGGAAGAGUAAAAGCAUCAUUCUCGACAAUCCAUCGAAUUCAACAGCUACUUACGAUCGAUUAGUGGAAAUUGCCUCAGAGAUUGAGGACGGAGAGGCAGUUCGCAGCAUUCACAAGGCCUGUGUGGAGCAUACCAUUCAACCACAUCAGACGAUAGUGACAGCGACUGCCGCUCAGUUGAGUAGUGAGUGCUCGGAUGAAGCUCUUCUUCAGUUGUCUACCGAGAUUGCUGGCUAUGACAGAUACAAACUCAGGCUGGGCCUCAGUGAUGCUAAGAUUGACGCUAUCGAUAAGUGUCCUUCCAUGGUUGAUAAUAUCCCAGGAAGAUUUCUCGCUGCUCUGAAGAUGUGGAAGAGUAAAAGUAUUCUCGAAAUGUAUCCAUUGAAUUCAACAGCUACUUACGGUCGAUUAGUGGAAAUUGCUACAAAGAUUGAGGACGGAGAGGCAGUUCGCAGCAUUCACAAGGCCUGUGUGGAGCAUACAUGACUGGAGGUCAUGGAUCAGUCAACACCAUCAGACACUACCAACACUAUAGAACCAUAAGCACAUUUGCACAUUAUUUUGUUUUGUUUGACGCUUAUUGUGGUAAUGAAUAAAGUGGCAUGGGUUUUUUUUACUGACAAUGUUCUUGGUAUGGAU
This is a messenger RNA of Halichondria panicea, 4357 nucleotides long. RefSeq lists its product as uncharacterized. NCBI's taxonomy places the organism in Eukaryota, Metazoa, Porifera, Demospongiae, Suberitida, Halichondriidae. The transcript has 18 exons. The coding region runs from base 41 to 4204 and encodes 1387 amino acids. The record is from RefSeq and is a predicted model, not a curated record. Gene Ontology annotation, molecular function: protein binding.